CCGCAAAGCUAUCAUGGGCGUCUAUGGCAGAGAAGAAUAAAAGCACACCGGUCAAGAACCUUGUUUCCAACAAGCUAUCAUCGACAACUGCAGCAGGAACGGCAACAACAACAACAACAACAACAGCAACAGUCAGUGGUGAUAAAGUCGAGAAUGAUAUCAAGGGAACACAAUUAUGCCAGUACUACAGGGCUGGUAAUUGUGCGCGUAAAGAAGCCUGUACCUUUGCUCAUGAAGAUACGAGUCGAGUUGUAAUUUGUCGUGAAUGGAAAAAAGGGUUCAACCAAUGCAAGAACGGAAAUAAAUGCAAAUUUUUACACACUGAAAAGCAGGCUGGCGGUGAACGGGAUACUUCUCUAAGAAAAACAAAACUGUGCAUUUAUUACAAGACCGGUGACUGCCCGCGUACUGAACAGCAAUGUAACUUUGCUCAUGAAGAUAUUAGCAAAGUGCAGAAACGUGAAGCAUGGGAUGGUUUCGAGUGUCCAGACGAUGAUGAGUGUGCUUUGCUCCACGCCAACGAUAGGACGCAACUAGAACAAUCCUCGUCUCCGCUACAACCAGUCAAGCGUGUCGAUUUGGGAGAUGAAGAAGCGUUCCCUGAUCUUGGCAGCGGUAAACACAACGACGACGGAGGAAAAUAUCUUGCCAAUGAAACGGCUGUAAGCAAGGUGAAUGAGCGUAACAAUGGCGAAAGCUAUGCCAUAGCAGCUAGGUUACGACCAGCGACUGUUAAAACUUCACCACCAUCAGCACAGUUCAGAACGGCAAAGAAGAGCACCAUGGAACGGCAAGAGGAUGACAACACAUUUUCUGCUAGCACAUCCAGCGAGGGCUCAUCACUGAACCGAAAAACAAAAAUUUGCGAGUACUUUCGAAAAGGAAACUGUGUCUUUGAUGAAGAAAGCUGUCAUUACGCCCAUGAGGAUCUCAGCCGAGUCCAUCUUUGUUACGCUUAUCUGAAUUCACACAAAUGUGAAGAAGUGCUCUGUCCGUACCUUCAUCAAGAGCGGGAUAUAAACAUUGAUAUUGACGUGGAUCAACCUGCUCGAAAGACCAAACUUUGUCUAAGCUUCUUACAACAGAAAUGUCCAUACAAGAAUGAAGAGGAUUGCGAGUUUGCGCACAAGGACACGCGAAAGGUUCCGAUUUGCAAGUACUGGCGUUCGAAUGGUCUGUGCCUCAAGGAUAAACAUUGCCAAUUUCUGCACGAGGAGCCUGUGGUUGAGAACAUUGACGAUUUGAUUGCCGGCGCCCUUGAUGUGAAAGGAUACCCCGUGUUGACCGAGCGUAUGAAAGAACUACUCAUCAAGAACGUCAUUCGAUCUGACUACAACUAUGCGACAGCUGCACGUCGAGAACCUGCAGUCUCUCCCCCACCAGCUUGUCAACCAAAGGAAAAAAAAAUCUCAUGUGUGGAUGAAACUGGUCGAGCCCCGAGGGGUGGUGUUAUCCGUACACACGUGCUUCAUUUAAGUGACGAUGAUAAUGAGAGCUGCGCUGAAUCUGAUGAAAAGGAGUUGCGUCAUACCAAGAAAUGUCGGCUGUGGUGGAAUACAGAUGAAAAGUGUAGCCGUUACAAUUGCUGGUACGCACACGAUGAUACCAGUAAGGUCAAGGAUUGCUAUUUCUGGAGAAAAGGAUACUGUUCAAAUGACACUGCUUGUUUGUAUAUGCACCGACCUCAAGACCGUAUUGAUGUGAAAUAUAUAUGCGAGCUUCCGGAUUUGAGCGACGAGGAUGAGGAUAACGUUUCUAUGUCAUCGUCGCUUGAAGAUGAAAGCGCAAUGACAAGCGAAAAGAUUAGAAAAUGUUCGCACUUUUGGUACGGUGCAGGAUGUACGAGAAAAAGUAGCGUAUGUCGCUACGCUCACGAAGACUUGCAGUAUGUCAGCACUUGCUACUAUUGGCAAAACAAGAAAGAAUGUCCUUCAGGCUCGGCAUGCGCAUACAAACACGGCGAAUCGCCCAGGGAAUUGGAAUGGGAUGAUAAUGCGCGCAAAGAUAUAUUUGCAAAGUCGCCUCCUUCAUCCUCUCUUCAACAAACUGCAUCCGGCCAACGCGCCAUGUGGCUAAACAAGUUGCGAACACCCCCUUCACCGGAAACGCUGCCACGCGUAGCCUCUGGUAGUGAGAAUAAUGAACUACGAUACAAGUCUAUGAGAGCACAGGCGUUUAAAUAUGGAGAAAAGAUGAAUAUGGAAACGGAACGAGCAGCCAAAGCCAGACAAGAAGGCAACCAAGAAGAAGCGGAGACACAUGAGUGCCGUGCCCUGGAGUAUUCCCGAUGGAUGAACCGAGAACAUGCCAAAGCAAGCCAGGCAAUAUUUAAUGCUUGCAAUAGCGACCCACGACACCGAAGCCGGUUUAUCGACUUGCAUGGACAGCAUGUUACAGAAGCUAAGCAGCAUAUCAAGCGAUGGUUCGAUGACUUUCAAAAGCAACGUGAUGUUGUCUACAUUGUCACUGGUGCGGGCCGACAUUCACGUAAAAAUGCAGUCAACAAGGGUCAAUUACGAAAGGCAAUCCAAGAAUACCUCGAAAAUAUGUACAUGUGUCACGAGACUCAUGUUCAUGGGGACGACUCGGGAGGUGUGUUUGCAGUCCUGUUUUGCGUUCACGAAUAUACUUCCAAGCAUAGUCGACAAUGUCUCAAGUGUCCCUAUUACCGAAAACAAUCACAGCAGUAACAGUAGUAAAAUUACUAGUAAAAUUGACAUCAAAUCAAUACUAAAUAAAGAGUACACGUGAAGAAAUCACUUCAUUAC
Molecule: messenger RNA, 2768 nt
Organism: Zychaea mexicana
Lineage: Eukaryota; Fungi; Mucoromycota; Mucoromycetes; Mucorales; Lichtheimiaceae
Exons: 14
Coding region: 24-2690 (888 amino acids)
Molecular function (GO): metal ion binding; RNA binding
Source: RefSeq, a predicted model, not a curated record